Paramecium pentaurelia is the source of this 537-nucleotide messenger RNA. The record is from the annotation of a GenBank genome assembly. NCBI's taxonomy places the organism in Eukaryota, Ciliophora, Oligohymenophorea, Peniculida, Parameciidae.
AUGUUAAUAAAAGCAAUUAAAAAUUAUUGUAUAUUAGCAAAUAAUCUAUUAUUAAAAUGCAAAUAAGACAAAGAACUAUAAUUGAUUACCUUUUGCCAAUAAAUACUCAAACUUACUUCAGAAGAAUAAUAAUAAAUUAAUGUUACUUAUUUAUAAGAAUUUCAAUUUAAACCAAUUAUGUUAGAGGAAAAUGAAUAAAUUCGAGACAAUGAAUCUUAUAUAAAGAAUCUUAUUACCUUUGAUUAAUAUCUUAUAAUUUAAUAAGAAUCUACAAUUAGUAUAUUAACUAAAAGAGUUGCAAAUGAAAAAUUAAUUUGUGAUAUUUUAAGAAAUAGUACAACUGCUAAUUAUAGUGGAUUAUUAUUAGAUCAUUAAUUAGUUAUUCAAUAUAUUAAUUAAUAAUCUAUAGAAGAAUAAUAAAAGUUUUCAGAUUAUCAAUCAGAAAAUAUAAGUUCCUAUCUAUUAUCAGUAUUUAUGACCAAAUAAUAAAAAUUAAAACUUUUAAAAGGAUCUUAAACAUAUUAUUAAUUAAUAUGA